ACGAAUCCCACCGCAAAACCUCCUCCCCUCGCCGCCGCCGCCAUGGCGAGUGCGCCGCAAAACCCCACCGCGGCAGCCGCCGCCGCCGCCCUCCGCGUGGCCGACCUCCCCGGCCGCGGGCGCGGCCUCGUGGCCGCCCGCGGCGUCCGCGAGGGCGAGGUGCUCCUCUCCGAGCCGGCGCUCCUCCUCUACCCGUCCGCCCUCGCCUCCCUCCGCGCCUACUGCGCCGCCUGCUUCCGCGCCCUCCCCGCCGACUCCGCCGCCGCCCCCUGCGCCUCCUGCCGCGCCGCGGCCUUCUGCUCCCCGGCCUGCGCCGCCGCCGCGCACCCGCGCCUCCUCUGCACCGCGCUCUCCCACUGCGCCAGCGCCGGGCUCGCCGCCGCCGCCCCCGCCGAGGCGGUCCAGGAGCCGCUCCUCUUCCUCCUCUCGGCCUACUCCCUCCCGGACCCCGCCCUCCGCGCCGUCCUCUCCCUCGCCUCGGCGCCGCCCCCGCCCCCGGGCGCGCAGGACGCCGCGGACCUCCACGCCGCGGUGGCGGCGCUGGCGCCGCCGCACCUGCUCCCCGCCGGCUUCUCGCCGGACCUCACGGCGGCGCUCCUGGACAAGGACCGGGGCAACAGCUUCGCCAUCAUGGAGCCGUACCGCCCCUGGACGCCGCUCGAGCUCCAGAAGGCGCGCGCCUACGCGGUGUACCCGCGGGCGUCGCUGCUCAACCACGACUGCCUGCCCAACGCGUGCCAUUUCGAUUACCCCGACAGGCCGGGGCCGGGGAACACCGACAUUGUGGUGCGUGCGCUGCAUGAUAUACCAGAGGGGAGGGAGGUCUGUAUCAGUUAUUUCGCCGCCAAUUGGAGGUACGCAGACAGGCAGCGCAGGCUGCUGGAGGAUUAUGGGUUCCGGUGCGAGUGUGAUCGGUGUCAGGUGGAGAGCCAGUGGAAGGAUGAUGAUGAUGAUAACAAUGGGGAUGAUGCCAUGGAGGAGGAGGGUGAGGAGGAUGGUGCAGAUGGAGGUGAUGAUGGGAUGGAGGAGGAAGGGGAUGCUGAUGGCGAUGAUGAUUUCCCUCAUGCCUACUUCUUUGUGAGGUACUUGUGUGACAGUGAGGGUUGCUGGGGAAUGCUUGCUCCAUUGCCACCCUCACCGAAUGGUGAGCUGUCCCAUGUGUUUGAAUGCAAUGUCUGUGGGAAGCUGAGGAAGGAAGAGGAUGUCAUGCCUGAUGAGGGCACUUCUGGCAUGGUCCAUUAGGAUGCGUUAAGCAUACUGAUCUGAUUGCUGCAUCCCUCUGCUUUUCGGCAACAUUUACCUUUGAUUCUUUUUACUAAUCUGGGAUUUUUGCUAUGUUCACAUCUUUAGUAACAUUUCUGAAGCUAAGAUACAAUUAAUUGUGCUCUAUCAUUUGAUUUAGUAUCUUACACUGUUCAAGAAAAUAGUGUUCAGUCCGUGAUUUGCAGAUGUGGAGGAUCUAUGGAAUGAUUUGAUUAUGUUGCAGUUUUAAACAUGUUAUCAAUAAUCUUAAUCUACCUCAAUUUUGUUAGGUAACUUUCACAUUGUUUGAUGCAUAGAUCUUUUAUGGUCUCUCUGAAUUCCCUUGUUAAAUUCAAUUCAGGAAAAGGGAACAGUAUCAGAAGUUAAGUUAUAAUUGGCAAUUUGUUACAGCUUUUCUUUUAGAAUAAUCAAAUGCAUUAUUCAACCUUUGGAACUUACUCCUAUUCAGAAUAUCCCCUUGUUGCAUCCUUUGAUUAUGACUAUUCCCUUGAUUUGGCAAUAUGGUUGCAAGGAUGUUAUUACUCUCACUUGGGGUCUAAUAUUGUUUGUUGGCAAGUGAGUAUGUGACCACCGUCAGCCAUCUGCUUGUAUUUACCAACGCACUAUUGACCUGAUGUUGUUUCAGAAUUUAACCUGCAUGAUCGUCCACCGUUAAAGUGUUAGUUCUGCCACACACUGUGCCACAGACCAUUGUGUCUGAAGCUUUGCUUGUGUAAGCUAGAUUUUUACUGCAGUGUGUACUUAUAAUAUUUUCUUGAGAGACUAUGCCCGGGGUCUAAGGUUGAGAGGUGAUAUGUUAUUGCACGGGUAGACCACAGGCUUGGUUAAGCAAGUGGUAGGAAGUAUCAAGAUGGUGUUUCAUGUUAUUGUAGUUUCCAGUGAGAUAUCUGAUUUGAACAGUUUUAGGCAUGGGAAUUACAAAUUUCUUAAUGGUUUGUCCUCUUGACUGACACUGAUAAUAUAAUUUGCAAUGAUGAUAAACUUAGCCUAAUUAGGCAUAGCCCUUGUGCCUGCAUUGUAUUAUGCUACAAAAUUAGCUGUGCUGCAUUCUUUUAGGGAAAUGACUACAUAAAUUGGCUGUAAACAGAGUCUGAGCAAAAAACCUGUGUUGCCGAUUGUCUGCUGUGCAAAUUAAUUUAUGGCAGAACACUUGGCGCGGACUUGUGUAUGGCGGCUGCCUCACCUUGAGCUGUUUAGUAGACAGAAGAAUGGGUUCGAUUCACCUGAAGGCAGGAACAUGUAUGGUCGUUGAUGGAAUACCAUACUGCAGGCGGUCCUUGUGCUGUGUUUGAAAACCCUAUUUGGGCUGUGCAAUUUCAUUACCGUGUACUGGAAAGCUCAUGUACUUAAGGGUCAUGAUAUCUCUGGUUUCAGCAUUACCGUGUGCUAGAAAUCAGUUUUGUCAUUUUGUGAUUGCUUCGCUCAUCCGUUGCAUUUCGUGUCUACUGAUGACAAUCGAGCAUAACUCAGCCUGUGUUUUCCCAAGCUCGUAUCUUGGCCAUGCUUGGAAAAUUCGGCCUCUGUUUCAUUUGAGCCUAUAAUUAUAUCAUGAAAAAGUUUGGUUGUGAA
Panicum virgatum (switchgrass) is the source of this 2832-nucleotide messenger RNA. Its product is annotated as histone-lysine N-methyltransferase ASHR2-like. The transcript has a single exon. Lineage: Eukaryota; Viridiplantae; Streptophyta; Magnoliopsida; Poales; Poaceae. Gene Ontology annotation, molecular function: protein binding. The record is from RefSeq and is a predicted model, not a curated record. The coding region runs from base 43 to 1242 and encodes 399 amino acids.